CCGCUCGCCCGCAUCCGCUCCUCCUCCCCCGAACACGCAACGCCGUCGUCCGCCACUGGCAACCUCCCACGCCCCCGCGCGCCGCGCCCACCUGGUACACGUACUCCCGAACCCAGCACCAACCCUCCUCGUCACCACUCUCUCUCUCUACUUUCCCUCGCUCUCUCCCUCUCUCUCUCUUUCUCCAUUGCUGCACCCUUGAUUCGCGCAAAGGACGCCACGGCUCGCGCUCUCUCUGUUGGUGGGCUGCUCAGGCGCGUGGUGCGGCUGGCCGGCGCUGCCGUCGGCGUGGUCUCGGGGCUGUUUUACUGCCGUGGGAUCGGGUGAUGGCGGCGGCGGUGUUCGCCGGGGACGGGGCCGCCGCGCGCGGGGGGUGCUCGGCGGAAUGCGCCGGGGGGAUCGAGAGGCCACCGGAUCUCGGGAGCAGGGCGGGGGACGGGUGCGGCAAGCGGAGCGUGUACCUCAUGGAGUGCGUGCCGCUGUGGGGCUGCGCCGCGGCGCGCGGCCGUGCCGCGGAGAUGGAGGACGCGUGCGCCGCCGUGCCGCGCUUCGCUGCCCUGCCGGCGCGGAUGCUCGCCAGCAGCCGUGAGCUGGACGGGAUCGGGGGCGACUUCGACGCCGCCGAGCUCCGGCUCCCAGCGCACCUGUUCGGCGUCUACGAUGGGCACGGCGGCUCGGAGGUCGCAAACUACUGCCGGGAUAAGAUCCACGUUGUGUUGAGAGAAGUGCUGAGAGACGGCAGGGGGUUGGAGGAACUGGGAGAAGUAGGGGAGGUGGACGUGAAGGAAUCAUGGGAGAAGGUUUUCGGUGAUUGUUUCCAGAAGGUAGACGACGAGGUGUCGGGGAAAGCGAUCAGGUUUUCCAAUGGCGUCACGGAGCUCCGUCCGGAGCCUAUUGCCGCUGAUAACGUCGGUUCCACUGCCGUGGUUGCGAUUGUCUGCUCUUCUCAUGUCAUAACUGCGAAUUGUGGAGAUUCACGCGUCGUGCUCUGCCGUGGGAAGGAGCCGAUUGCUCUGUCCGUCGAUCACAAACCUGAUGGGAAAGACGAGCGUGCCAGGAUUGAGGCCGCAGGUGGAAAGGUCAUUGACUGGAAUGGUUAUCGUGUCUCUGGUAUUCUCGCAAUGUCACGGUCAAUCGGUGACCGAUACCUGAAACCAUUUCUGAUUCCAAAGCCUGAAGUCAGCGUUGUUCCUCGGGCAAAAGAUGAUGACUGCCUCAUUCUAGCAAGCGAUGGUCUGUGGGAUGUCAUGUCGAAUGAAGAUGCCUGCAAAGUUGCCCGGCGACAGAUCCUUCUGUGGUACAAGAAUAAUAACGACGGUGCAAAUUCUGAUGGAGGCAGCGAACCCACUAUGAAUCCUGCUGCAAAAGCAGCUGCGGAUUGUCUCGUGAGGCUAGCCCUGAUGAAAGGGAGCGGGGACAACAUUAGUGUCAUAGUUAUCGACCUGAAAUCAAGAAAGAAGCCCAAGGGCAAAUCCUAACAUGCCCGUAAUUCACCUGACUAGCUGACCGUGUCUGCGACCGGAGUUUCGACUGCUAGUCUGCUUUCCUUGCAAGAACGGCACGCCUACUCUUUUGUUUUGUUUAUUCAGUCGUCUGCAAGAGCUGUAUGUACAUAUGCUGAUAGGUCUACUUCCGAUAAUCUGAUGUAUGGGGUGUGUGUUGGCGUGUUUAUGUGUACCCCCCUAGCCUUUUGGUUUUGGGCUGUUCACACUUGACUUCCGUCAGGUUCAGAACAGCCAUGUAAUGUAGUGGUAUCUGCAUAAUAAUUGAGCCUUCUCAAGGACUUAUCAGCUAAUUUGAUCGUCGGAAGUUACAUAUGUA
Hordeum vulgare subsp. vulgare (domesticated barley) is the source of this 1821-nucleotide messenger RNA. Its product is annotated as protein phosphatase 2C 50-like. NCBI's taxonomy places the organism in Eukaryota, Viridiplantae, Streptophyta, Magnoliopsida, Poales, Poaceae. Gene Ontology annotation, biological process: protein dephosphorylation. Gene Ontology annotation, molecular function: protein serine/threonine phosphatase activity; cation binding. The transcript has 4 exons. The record is from RefSeq and is a predicted model, not a curated record. The coding region runs from base 327 to 1478 and encodes 383 amino acids.